Molecule: messenger RNA, 2367 nt
Organism: Lodderomyces beijingensis
Lineage: Eukaryota; Fungi; Ascomycota; Pichiomycetes; Serinales; Debaryomycetaceae
Source: the annotation of a GenBank genome assembly
AUGGAAGAUCAAGUUCAUUCGAUUGAAUAUCUUGGCAACCCAUUCUUAGUGAGCAAUAUAAGAAACGAUAAUGAAGUGCAAGUUGAUGACAACAAUGGCGGCAACGACAUCCCUCCUACACACGAGCGAAUCACCGAUCUACAAACUGAAAUGAUGGAAAUUAUGGAGUACAUUUCAGAUAGCGAUCAUUUCUUGGAUCGAGGUAUAGCAAUUGGGGAUGACGGCGACCAAGACGACGAAGAUGAAGAUGACGCUGACCACUUCUAUGAUACACGAAGAGAGAGUUUCGAUCGAAACGAAGAGGUCCGUAUUGCCCGUACUUUUUACAAUGUGCCUCCCAAAACGCACGAAGCGUCAGCAUCGGCAUCAGCAUCAGCAUCCGCGGAAUCUAACGAUAUCGACCACAAGUUUCAUUAUGUGCAUGCACGAUCAAGUGCUGCUGCUUUUACUUUACCAGCUGAUCUCAAAAUCUCCGACAAUAAGCAGUUUAUUUUCCCUUUCCAACCAGACAAGUUUCGCAAUCAAGACUUUGGCAAUGCCCAAUCGCAUGAUCCCGUGAAAUUGGUGCAGCGUUCACCGGCUGAAAAGUUCCAUAACGGCUUGAAACUUGAAUCACUUGGGUUCCGACGGGUUGCUGGCUUUGAAGAUUCCAAGAAAUAUAAAAACAAUUUAACAUGCAUUAUGAAUUCUGGACCAAUGGAGCUACUAGUCAUUGCUUCCAACUCGGAAUUGUUUUUUUACAUGUUCGAUCCACUAACCCAUUUGCCGCUGCCUGUGCCGUGCUUGCGCUUUGAUACGAGGCCGCCCUUUACGUCCAGCACCGAUAGGUUGAUUUCUACUUGGCCAUAUUUCCCGCAUACGAUAAAUUACAUUAAAUGCGGAGAGUUUAAUCACCGGUUGACUUUAUUCGCGUGCGUUGAUGAUGGACUACUUCUCAUUUGGUAUACGGAAAAGAUCAUGCACCAGAUUGAGAAAUAUGCUCGCGUCGAUGGUAAAGUUCCCGACUUCUCGCGGUUGAGAAUGAACCCGGAUCACAAGAUCAAACUUAGCGCCUCGCUAUGGGGGCUAGACUUUAGAGACAAUGUUAUAGUUGCUUCGGACAACUCGCAAAGCGUCGUGUUGAUCUAUUUUGAUCCGACAUACAACCGAUUCUACCACAUUACAUCGCACCAAGUGCUCCAUAACAUCCCCGACGUUUCGAUUAUCAAGUUUGCCCAAGAUGAAGUUCAAGUUGCCUGUGCUUCGAUUUCGGGAGAGUUGGUGAUUUUCGUGUUUAAAUUUGUCAUCAACCAAGGUCCAUUAAACAAGGAUGAAGUUGAACAUUUCCAAUCAAGAAAAGUAUAUUAUACCGAUCCCAUUGUUGAAACAAUGGAGUCUCGCGAAAACCCCGGCUUAACAACAACAACAACAACAACAACAGCAACAACCUUCUUCAACAACACCACUCCAUCAACGGCCUCGGAGCGCAAUUUUUCCCCAAAUCAAACUCGUCGAUUCUGUAGAGUCACAUUCGACGACCCAAGAGUUAUUUCGCGAUGCGUGAUGAAUGAAGAUUGCUGGACAAUCAAACUCUUCAAAGCCAGCUGGUUCCGACCCGUUGGUUCCUUGAGCUGCGUAUUUGGCGAUGACCAAAUUGACGAAGAUUACGAAACGGAACGAAUCUUGAAAGAAAGCGCGGCUUUAGAGAACCACGGUGAUUGGCACAGCACCAGUGCAAGUCUAGGUGCCGCUGCAUCUUUUCAAUUCUUUAAGCCAGCCACCAUUGAUUUUACCACCACCAAUGACAAUGCCACCAAUGCUACAGCAAUGUACUUCAAUACACAUCUUGACCCUGUGAAAAUGACGAAUAUUAAUGACGAAUAUCGCAGGAUCCAUAAACAGUUGACAGCUUCACGAUCAGAAGAUGCAAUGGAAUUUCUCGUUGUCACCACUGCCAAAAAAGUUGCCUUGUUCCGCAGCACGUCGCUUUACUGCUGUAGUGCCACUCUGCGUUUGUUCAAUUUAAACGUCCCCUUUCGUGAAGAAAGCAAGCAUUCCAACAGAUUAUCCAUCGCCAUGGCUAUCCCAGAAUUGUCUUGCUUUAUCGCGGUGUCGCAACAAGGCUUGGUGGCGAUCAUGCGGUUAUGCACCUAUCGGGGAGUCUAUGGCAUGAGACAAGAGCAUGUUUUCCCCAACGCCAUGAGUUUGGCAGUUGGACCUAAUGGCUACCGUACUAUUAUUGGAUUGUCUGCAAGGAAAAGAGGGAAUGCCGAUGACGGUGUCGGGUUCGCUGGUGAUGACGAGAACGAUAACGAUGGUGGUUGCAGUUAUUUGUUGUAUGUUACUUACAACGAUGGCACUGUUGUCACUUGUAACCUUCAUGAAUGA